ACAUGCAGGUCACAUGAUAAUCCAAGAUGGCGGCGUCGACACCUGGCAAUAAUCAGGAACAUUUAUAUAAAAUAUUGGUGAUCGGAGAAUUUGGAGUAGGAAAGACUUCCAUCAUCAGAAGAUAUACAGAAGGAACAUUUUCUCCCAACUACAAAUUAACAAUUGGUGUAGAUUUUGCAUUGAAGUCUAUGGUUUGGGAUGACAACACAAAAGUCAACAUGCAACUUUGGGAUAUUGCAGGACAUGAACGGUUUGGACACAUGACAAGAGUUUACUACAAAUAUGCAAUUGGUGCAAUAAUCGUUUUCGAUCUAUCCAGACCUGCUACGUUUGAUUCGGUGCUUAAGUGGCUAAAUGACGUAAAUUCUAAAGUGAUGUUAGCCAAUGAACAACCAGUGCCCGUCCUGCUGCUUGCCAAUAAGUGUGACAUAGAAGGCGCUGAACCUGACACAAGCAAAAUUGACAAGUUCUGUAAAGAGCAUCAGUUUAUUGGCUGGUUUCCUACCUCCGCUAAGAGUGAUACCAACGUCAGCGAGGCAGUGAGGUUCCUUGUCAAACAUAUCCUGGAGCUACCAAGCGAGAGUCAGCAGCCUACCGAACACAUCAGUUUGGCCACAGAAAACAACACCUCGCAUUACGAUGACUCGUUCGAGACGGAGGAGGGCUACAACAAAAGGAACAACAAGCAGAGUGGAUGCUGUAGUUGAUAAAAACUUUUAUUAGAAUGUGGAAUUGGGAACUAACUGUCUUUUCCUAAACAGCAGUAUUUGUGUGAGAUAACCAUCAAUAUUAUAAGAUUCGAUUCGGUUUUUUAAAGUAUUAAUGCUGAGUUCUGUGAAAUCAUGUACUUUUGUGGGGCAAACUUUCGUGGUUUCCCGACAAAACACCAUUUCGUGGGUACAUGAUCGUGAAUUACGUGUACUUACUCAAACGUAUAAAUGUUUUAUAUCAAACUUGUAAUUACUUCGUGGACCCAUGAGUUUUUGGACGACAAUAACCCAUAAAAUCAUCGAAUAAAAAUAAAACCCAUGAAAAAAAGUGAUUGUAAAGUAAGUAAUUACAGAUAUUUCAAUAUAAACAGUGAAUUUGAUUCCAUGAACUGUGAUAUACCUAACGUGGGUUGUAUUUUAUACAAUAACUGUACCACCGUAAACUUAUAUAUACUGUUGUAAAUGAACUGUGUUGAUCUCGUCUGAAUUAUUAUUAUGCUAUUGUUACUGAUUCAUAUACGUAAUCACGUCAUGGGGCGUUUUCGUACGUAUGGAAAAUUCCCUGCCCCAGUAAUAAUUUUUUGUUUCUUUUCUGUCAUAAAACUUCAGCCUCAAGCUCUAGUCUACAUUUUAUAUUCAAGCAAUAAUGCACUGAACUUAUAACGAAAAGUUUCUCAUUCAUGUAGAUCAAUUAAUUUUAUAAAGUGGUUCAUUGUAUGUUAUGCCCGUAUCACACAUAAUACGGACAUUUCGUGCAUGGAGUGGCACCUUUACAAGUUGUUGAGGAAGCCACUAUAGCUAUUCGUGUUAGGUUAGAUACAAAUUGUUGUGAACUGAAGAGCUGAGUUGAGAUAAUUGACAUUUUCUUCCCUUUUAAGCUUUGCAUAUUAAACAUCAUUUAACUAACUUCAUAAACUAUCUAAUAAUCGCCAAUUUGACCAAAAUAGUGUGCAUGGAUAAAUUUCAUUAUAUAUAUACAGGUAUAUUUAUGUUGUCAGGCGAUCGACACAUUUUGUAAAAGACUAAAUACUCACUGGCUGUCCGUAUUUGACUUUUUUGUUUUUAUUCAACUAGAUUAUUCAGCUUUAUCAAUUAAUUAUCCUUUAUUUAUUGCAGUGGCUGUGAACACAAGUUUACUUGUGUAAAUGUCAAUAUAGUUUUAUAAAUCUAAAUAUAAUUAAGUGAUUUGUAAAUAUUUUUAAUGAGUUUAUGUAUAAAUGUAUAAAGCCUAAUGUUACAUUUAAAGUAUCAUGGUUUGAUGAAUCAAUUUGUUUAUAAUGAAACUUUUGCUUUCAUUUGAAGAUCGUACUCGGGGCACAAAUCUAUUUUUAUUAACAGAAGAAAUCCGUGCUGUUAUUUUUGUACUGAUUUUGUUGCGAAUGCAAGGGAACCUAUAGUGUGGACAUUUUGCAUAUGAAAUGUGACUAGUUUUAUCAAUAAUAGUAUUGUGUGUUGUUUAAUGUAUAAUUGACCGCCAGAGUAUUAUUUGUAUACGGCUGUUAUUUUUAUAGAGGUUCAUCAAUGAGCUAUGGUUGUUAUCGAAUUGACUCUCUGACGUUGAUUAAUUUCCAUUUUUUUUAAAUGAACAUUAGUGAGUGAAUUUAAUGAUAACCAACGUUAAUUAGUCAAAACAUUUGUUUGUCCCAUAUUUUUCUUUUUUAAUCAUAUCAUGUUUGUUUGGAUUUUAUAAGUGAUCUGUCAGUCGUACCCUUUCGACUGUUCAGAGCUGUAAUGCAAUUUCAUUAAUCUGAUAAAUAUAGAAAACUGUUCAAUUUCUUUAUCAUACCAUAUUUUAUUUCACAAUCAAUCCAUUUUUAUCACUAACAAUUACGACAAUAAAAUGAAUAACAAUUUAUUAAAGCGUCCUUUGCGAGAAACUACUUAAUUGCCCGUAGUUACAUGAGAGUAGUUCACUCACUGACACAAAACCUUAACAGAUCGGAGAAGUGACCUAGAGGAGACUCCAUUGCUGUCGACUGCAAUGUGAUAUCUCCCGCUCAACUAACGUAACGCUUUAAGUGUUUUUCAGGAUUUGGUCCGUUACUACUAUACAGGCUUAGUGAAAGUUACCCACCGCUAUGUGUAAACAUUCGUGUUAGCACCCUGCUACUGUAUAUCAGUUAAGUAACACGUUAUUAGUGGAUAAAAAUAUAUUGUUUGCUUUCUCCAGACACAUGACAGAGGAAUUCGCUGAUAAUUCGUAAAUGCAACGAAAGAGAAAUUUUGUAAAUGAAACAAAAUCAUCAUGGUUGAAUUAAAUGUGUUACUGAUAUUCCUACUCAGGUCGGGGGCUAGGGCAAAGUCUUCCUUAGGGAAGUGUGUGGGUGCUACUUAUAUCUUUUCUGUUACGAUAAUCAUCUUAACCAUGUUAAACUUUGUUCAAGCUGCUGCAUGAUGAAGUAUGGAAAUCAGACAAUAAAAUUCGUUCUAAAUAAUUGUCUGUAUGACUUGUUUUAUUGCUCUUGUUUAACUUUUUAAUGUGCUAUAUCAGGAUACAUUCAGAUUUCCUAACAACGAUUUGAAUGCUGUAGUUUUCUGAAUUAUCUAGUUUUAAAUACAGAAA
Molecule: messenger RNA, 3273 nt
Organism: Mizuhopecten yessoensis (Yesso scallop)
Lineage: Eukaryota; Metazoa; Mollusca; Bivalvia; Pectinida; Pectinidae
Product: ras-related protein Rab-32B-like
Exons: 9
Coding region: 27-707 (226 amino acids)
Biological process (GO): endosome to lysosome transport; phagosome-lysosome fusion
Cellular component (GO): lysosome; trans-Golgi network; phagocytic vesicle
Molecular function (GO): GTP binding; GTPase activity
Source: RefSeq, a predicted model, not a curated record